Molecule: messenger RNA, 1275 nt
Organism: Nematostella vectensis (starlet sea anemone)
Lineage: Eukaryota; Metazoa; Cnidaria; Anthozoa; Actiniaria; Edwardsiidae
Product: transmembrane protease serine 11D
Exons: 4
Coding region: 148-1062 (304 amino acids)
Biological process (GO): proteolysis
Molecular function (GO): serine-type endopeptidase activity
Source: RefSeq, a predicted model, not a curated record
CAUAAAACAAUUUGCAUAUAAACGAUCAAAGAACAUCUGUCAAACUGACUUCCGAUUCUCUCUCUUCUUUUUUACCAAAUUACGUUUCUUACGGCUUAACCUCUUUCUUGGGAGGAAUCUCAACCAAAAAGGCGCAGAGUUCACAGAAUGCUACAGCUGUGGCUGUGCCUAGCCCUGCUUGUAGCUGUGGUAGGAGUGAACGGUAGGUCCUGGGACGAACCACAGGAAGCACAUCCCGAGUGCGGUUUGCAAUUCAACUAUAAGCACCAAAGAUCACCUCCAUGGAAACGGAUAGUCGGUGGUAUUGAGAGCGAGGCUGACGCAUGGCCUUGGCAAGUAGCACUGCUGAUCAACGGUACCCAGAUGUGCGGCGGCUCACUUAUAUCAAGGGAGUGGGUAGUUUCUGCAGCCCACUGUUUUCAAGGUAAUGGACUGAGCGAGAAUCCUGGCGAUUGGGAAGUAACACUCGGCGAGCAUCACUUGGAGAAUGUUGAUUGGUUCGAGCAGUCUCGGCGCGUGCGCAGUAUUCACCUCCAUCCUCGCUACCAAGAGGCGACAAUCACAGUGGAAGGUCACAAAGCGAGGCAUGUCCCCCCGGAUUAUGAUGUUGCUCUUCUUAGGCUUGCAACUCCCGCCAAGUUCACCAACUACGUCUACCCGAUCUGCCUGUUACCACAGGGUGCCCGAUUCCGCCCGGGAAAGUACUGCUACGUCACAGGCUGGGGCGUGCUACAAUGGAAAGGCACCAAACCCGCCAUCCUGAGAGAGGCCCAGGUCCAAUUAGUCCCUCAGGAUAAAUGCAACAGCCCACAGUCCUAUAACGGGGAGGUCAGCGGACGUGCUCUUUGCGCAGGAUUCGAGCGAGGUGGUGUUGACGCAUGCCAGUAUGAUAGUGGUGGACCGCUGGCGUGCGAAGAGCGCGGGCGCUGGUACCUAACUGGUGUGGUGUCGUAUGGGCAUGAGUGCGGGAACCCACACAAGUAUGGCCUAUACGCGGAUAUGGCUACUCUAAACACGUGGGUGGAGAACAUCAUUCAAGAGCAUCUCGACGACGAAUCUUAAACACGUGGUCGCGACCCAAAGCGGGCAAUCUCUAUUUGAAAGUUUAUAUCUUGUGAAAAGAUUAAAAGAUUCUAGAGAGAUGCAUCUAGUUUAACUGGUAAAGGUCAGAAGAAGCUCCUGCAUGAGAUGUCUGCUAGUAUGUCCAAAAUAUCGUGAGUGUAUAAGAAAAAAAAAGCGAAAUUAUAAGAGAAAAGAUAAAAAGGAGGAAAAUCA